This is a messenger RNA of Drosophila takahashii, 1806 nucleotides long. NCBI's taxonomy places the organism in Eukaryota, Metazoa, Arthropoda, Insecta, Diptera, Drosophilidae. The record is from RefSeq and is a predicted model, not a curated record.
AUGAACAGGCGUUUUAAGAGCAAUGCAGAGGUAAAAAGAAUUCAGGCUCUCAAGGCAUUGUUCAAGAAAGUUGUUCGCAUGGUGAGUCUAAAUGAUCCGUGGAAGGAAAGCGAUGACGAUCCAAGGAUUUCUUCAAGCGUCAUGAGAAGCAUAUCAAAUCGAGUUCGAGCCAAGCGCAAAGCGGGCUUUCUCACUGCAGCGGACAAAUCUUUAAUUCGAACACCGCACGUGGUACGUACAAUUCCGGAAAGAAUGAAAUUGUGUAAGAUGUUUGCAAGGUUCAGAUGCCUGGCUCGUUUUGCUCCAAAACUCCGAGCCCGCUUAGUUCCUGUGGUUCGCUUCAUGCCCGUUGAUGCAGGCCGCAAAAUCAUGAGACAAUCGGAUGUUCCCAUAACCGUGUUUUUUGUAAUAUCAGGAGAAAUACAUAUGUAUCGAAACGAAGACAAAAAGGUAAUGACCUGAAAUUAGUUAGCAAAUGGCUAUCCUAUUGGUUUGUUUUUAAAGGUGGUUCAGGGCGUUUUGGGUCCUGGCGAUAUGAUGGGAGAUGUGGAGCUACUGGAAGGCAUCAAGCGAACCCACACCUUCAAAGCAGCAACCUACUGCGAACUGCUGGUGCUAUUCGACUAUGACUUUGCGCCGAUUCUCGGGCCCUACAUGACGAAGAUUUGGGACGAGAAGAAAAGGGCCCUCAAGGCACUGGACUACUUUGAUUUUCUCGACGAUGACCAGAUCGUGGAAGCCUGCCGAUUCGGAAGGCUAAAGCAGUUUGAGCCAUUGGAUACCAUAUUCUGCGAUGAUAUAGGGUCAAUGACAAAUGUCCAUUUCGUGGUCAGCGGAGAAUGUCUGAUACUCCAGUGCCUGAACAUAAGGGUUAGUCAGAAAAAAAAGAAAAAGUUCUUUGAACUUCUGCCAACGACCGAAGGUGAUGUGUCCAGUAUGUUCAGACAAGGCGUGAGAUCCACCUUUUCUAGCCCAAGUAAAUCCGAAAAUGUCUCAAAAAUAAAUCUUCUUGAUCUUGUGGAUAGUUCCAGUAGCAGUACCAAGGAAAAUGGACAGGCUAAUACACUUAAUCGUACGAUGCGUAAAAUGCAAUUAAAAGAUAUACAGAAGGCUUGCGGUCUAAUUAAAUCAAUGCAUCAGCCCAAACCGCGUUUUACAUGGCGCCGUUCUGCUAAUCGAAAAUCGUCGACUUCUGUAUUUACUGAAACCGGAAAUGAUUUAAUCAGUGAAGAAGAGAAUGAAGGUUAUUGGGAAAUUUUUGAGGAUGAAAAUGAGGUUGAAACAAGUUCGUCUCACUCCGACGAUUCGGACUCAGAGGGCAAACAAACUGCUCCUAUGUUUAAUAGUAUUGUAGAAAAAAGUGCUCCCAAUGAAAGUGGUGUUAAUUCAUCGUCACUUUCCAGUUCGACCUCGAGCAGUGAAUAUUCAUCCGCAUCUGUUUUCGAAAGUCAUUUCAUCGAUGUUGGUACCAUAACUUUUGGAGGAAUUUUCGGCUUGGGCGAAAAAAUGGAACACCGAGUGAUAAUGGCAAGGACCACGGUUCAGUGUCUAACACUUCCAAGAUUUUUCCUUCUGGAGAAGAAACAAAAUCCAGGAAAUAUUUGGGAGCGCAGGCUGUUGUACAUGGAGUGCAUGAUUCCAUCGAGGGAGGCGCUAUUCACUCAUUAUCUCAAAACUCGAGACUGGAAAAAAUUCAAAAAUGACUUUAUCCGCGAGACUUGGAAGCCAACCGAUAAUGACAACACACAUGCUGACGAUAUUCCAAUCAUUUGUAGAAUCGUGGAAUCAUCUGAGGAUGUUAACUAA